Paramuricea clavata is the source of this 765-nucleotide messenger RNA. The record is from the annotation of a GenBank genome assembly. NCBI's taxonomy places the organism in Eukaryota, Metazoa, Cnidaria, Anthozoa, Malacalcyonacea, Plexauridae.
AUGAAACGUAUCGUUUUAAUGCUAUGUGUUCUUAUCACUUUAUCGGAGUGUAAUGAAGUGAACAAAUUGUUGAAGAACGGAGCACCUGUCAUGUUCGAGGUCACGCCACGAUGCGUUGCGAAAACAACAAAAGUGUUCCUACAGCAGGCGGAUGGAAUAAAACAGUUAUUUGCUGUUGCAAGUUGCCAAAUCAGUAAUUCUCUUGCAGAACCUUUCAGGGUAGUGGUCCAUGACGAUGCCGAAAAAGAGGGGAUCAAAACUCCUGGUCCUGAUCUGCGGUUUCGAGCCAUGUUCCUCAUGCAAUUUCCAAACACAGUCUCGUACAUGAUUCUCGAUCCGCAAAAAGCACACUGGCUUUUUACCAACGAACUUUCUGGAUGUGAUAUUUUUAUUGCUACGAAAGAUUCCCAGCCUAACAUGCCGUUGAUUGUCCACGCUAACGCCGACACGUUGGACAAGCCAAACCAACAAGUGGAAAAUUUAAAAUGGAAAGGUGAUAAAGUUGAUCAAAUUCUUCGUGACCUCCAGCAACAUUACGUCUUGAAAGUACGUCUUCACAUUACACCAGAACAGCCUAUUCCAUUGAAUUACAAUCAGUAUUGGAAUGAUUAUAAAACUGCUCAUCCAGACCGUGUAAAGGUUUACACGUAUAGCAUUGUCGCGCCACUAGUUCAGAAAAUGCAGUUCUACGGACACUAUAAAAAUGCUUGGAAAUUUUUUCUCAAAGGCAAAGAAGACGGCUUAAUGAGGGAUAUUCCAUUUUGA